Molecule: messenger RNA, 4190 nt
Organism: Danio rerio (zebrafish)
Lineage: Eukaryota; Metazoa; Chordata; Actinopteri; Cypriniformes; Danionidae
Source: RefSeq, a predicted model, not a curated record
CAUCAGCGGCGGGCGCGUUCUUCCGUGUGCGCGAAGAAGGUCAAUCUGAGGAGGAGGAGACGCGCUGAACCGAUCCUCUCCAACGAGUCAUUGACAGCGGCCCGGUUACCGUACAGUGUCUUUAGGUUGCAGCGGGAUUUCUGAAGGUUAAUCAGGAUGAGUUCAGCCGGGCUGGAGAAGCUGCGGAUGACCGGCGCGGGAAGAGCCAUCGCCGCGUUAACGAGCGGAGGAGACGCGCAAGGUAUGAACGCAGCCAUCCGCGCUGUGACACGAAUGGGCAUCUAUGUAGGCGCCAAGGUCUAUCUGGUGUACGAGGGUUAUCAAGGGCUGGUGGAUGGAGGAGACAACAUUAAACUGGCCAACUGGCAGAGCGUCACCAAUAUAAUCCAGCUGGGAGGAACAGUGAUUGGCAGUGCCCGCUGUAAAGCAUUCACCAUGCGUGAGGGCCGGUUAGCGGCAGCAUUUAACCUGGUGAAGCGUGGCAUCUCUAACCUGUGUGUGUGUGGAGGAGACGGCAGCCUCACCGGAGCAAACAUCUUCAGGGCCGAGUGGAGCGGACUCCUGGAAGAGCUCGUCCAGAAAGGUCGUAUCACAGCAGAGACUGCGCAGAAGCACGGGCACCUGAACAUCGUGGGUCUGGUGGGCUCCAUUGAUAAUGAUUUCUGUGGCACAGACAUGACGAUCGGUGCUGAUUCUGCUCUCAACCGCAUCACUGAGAUCAUCGAUGCCAUCACCACCACUGCAACCAGCCAUCAGCGCACAUUCGUGCUGGAGGUGAUGGGCCGUCACUGCGGGUAUCUGGCACUGGUUUCAGCUCUGGCCUCUGGAGCUGAUUGGCUGUUUAUCCCAGAAGCCCCUCCUGAGGACGGAUGGGAAGAGCUCAUGUGUGCUCGCCUGGAAGAGAGCCGCAGUAAAGGAUGCAGACUGAACAUCAUCAUCAUUGCUGAAGGAGCCAUAAGCAGAAGUGGAGAAGCCAUAACCUCCAACUAUAUCAAAGACCUGGUUGUGUCGCGGCUGGGUUACGACACGCGGGUCACUGUUCUGGGUCACGUGCAGCGCGGUGGCACACCGUCUGCCUUCGACAGAGUGCUGAGCAGUAAGCUGGGUGUGGAGGCCGUUGUGGCUCUGCUGGAAGCAACUCCAGACACUCCUGCAUGUGUGAUCGGCCUGUCGGGAAACCAGGCUGUGCGGCUGCCGCUCGUGGAGGCGGUGGAGAUGACUAAAGAGGUUCAGAGAGCCAUGAAUGAGAAGCGCUUCGAAGAGGCCAUUCAGUUACGUGGCAGGAGCUUUGAGAACAACUGGAGCAUUUAUAAGCUGCUGGCAUAUCAGAAAUCUGCUGCGGUUCAGAGUGAACACUCCAUUGCCAUCCUGAAUGUUGGUGCUCCAGCGGCAGGCAUGAAUGCAGCGGUUCGCUCUGCUGUGAGAGUGGCUCUGGCCAGUGGACACCGCGUUUACAUCGUCAACGAUGGCUUUGAGGGGCUGGCCAAAGGAGCGGUGAAUGAAGUGUCCUGGAAUCAGGUGGCCGGUUGGACAGGUCUGGGUGGCUCUUUGCUGGGAACUAAACGAACCCUCCCCAGCACCUGCAUGGACAAACUGGUGGAAAACCUCAACAAGUUCAGCAUCCACUCGCUGCUGGUCAUCGGUGGUUUCGAGGCGUAUGAAGGUGUUCUGGAGCUGGUGGAAGCAAGAGGUCGCUAUGAUGAACUGUGUAUUCCCAUGUGCAUCAUCCCUGCCACCAUCAGCAACAAUGUGCCAGGAACUGAGUUCAGUCUGGGCAGCGAUACUGCUGUUAAUGCAGCCAUGUCUAGCUGUGAUAAGAUCAAGCAGUCAGCCUCGGGAACCAAGAGGAGAGUGUUCGUAGUGGAGACUAUGGGUGGAUAUUGUGGUUAUCUGGCAACCACCACUAGCAUUGCUGUCGGUGCGGAUGCUGCGUACAUAUUUGAAGAUCCUUUUAACAUCCAUGACCUCACGACCAAUGUGGUGCAUUUGACAGAGAAAAUGAAGAAGGACAUUCAGAGAGGGCUGGUGCUGAGGAACGAGAAGUGUCAUGAGCACUACACCACUGAUUUCAUCCAUAAGCUUUACUCCGCCGAGGGGAAAGGUGUGUUUGACUGCAGAGUUAAUAUCCUGGGACAUCUGCAGCAGGGUGGAGUUCCUACUCCCUUUGACAGAAACUAUGGGACUAAACUGGGUGUUCGAGCUGUACAGUGGCUGACAGAGAAGAUGAACGACAGCUUCAGACAAGGUCGUGUGUUUGCGAACACUCCUGACACAGCCUGUGUGGUGGGCCUGUAUAAGAAGGCUAUGACCUUCAGUCCCGUCACUGAGCUGAAGGAACAGACCGACUUUGAACACCGAAUGCCCAAGACACAGUGGUGGCUAAAUCUGCGUCUGAUGCUGAAGAUGUUGGCAAAGUACCAGACAUCCUUCAAUGAGUAUGUGACGGGAGAGAUCGAACAUGUGACCCGGCGCUCGCUCAGCAUCGACACUGGCUUCUAAAACACACACUACUACUGCCAUCCUGAAACUAACACACACCACUGCCACUCCAGCGUUAAACGGGUAAACACCUCAUCCUUUCAUGAGUAAAGGAGGGUGAACUCCAGCUCUGUGCCUAUAACUGAUCACAUCCUCUGCAUUUGCAUCAUGUUUACACUGGUUUACAUUACUCCUGUUAUUAUCUAGAUAGCUAUGAACAAUGCUCAUAUCCUUAUAUUACUUGGUUAACAUUUAUAAUUGAGUAUUGAUUAGAAGACUGUCAGUUUAAUUUGUUAUGUUUUUGAUAAAGCCAGCACAUGAUGGUUCUGGUUUUCUAAGUACAAUCUCCCUGUUUUUAAUAAGCAGCUGUAGCAAUGGCAGCAUUAUGAUCACACUUUAAAAUAAGAUCUCAUCUAUAAACGUGAGUAAAUGCAUUAAUUGUGUUCAGAUGCUUAAUGUUUCUGAACUGACAGAGUAAUUUAACCAAAUCAAUGUACUGACAGACUUUGGCAGAACAACUAAAGUAGCAUCUGAGCUGUGCCAAAUGCUGUUUGUGCAUUAAGGAUUUUAUUAUAUAUAUUUGUUUCCAUCAUAGUUAUUCUUAUUAAUUAUCCGCCUUAAUUCAGUGCAUUUGUGUUGAUGCACAUUUUAGUGUUUAAUUCCAGCAUUUCUAAUGGAAUAUUAAAAUUAAACUGUCCAUAAAAGCUCAUCGAUAGAAACAUACAGUGUGUGUUAAGAUUAGUGAGUACUUGAGAAGUGUUGUUGGUUUUUAUUUUAUGGAUAAUGUACAUCCAGGAUGGUGUUCUCACAGAAUAAAGCCUGACAGGUUUAUCAGCAGCAUUUGUAUUUGACUGAAGGCCUUUAUUAUGCGAUAACAACCGGCUGGAUCUACAUUAUGCUGAUUAUUACAUGGCUACUUGAUUUAAAAUGAGUAAUCAUGUUAUAGCUGCUUUAAUUAAACAAAGCUUGCAGAAACAAAAUGCUGAUUACACUAAUUUACUAAAACUACUUAAUAUUAAGUUGCAAGAUGGCAUUAAACAUUCACAAAACAGCAGUAUGACACAUUAACAUAUUAAUAAAUAUAAAUAUAUAAAUAUAUUUGGUCAAGAUGAUUUGUAGUACCCGGUCAACCCUCUGUUAUUAGUUUGAGAGGUUGUUAUCCGGAAAAUAACAUACCUCAGGAUGUCAUGCUGUGUAAUAACUAAUGUUAACAAAUGAAACUUUAUUGUAAACUAUCACCAGCGUUAUUUUGCUGUGCCAAAGCAAUCAUGCAAACUCCUCUAUUUUUCAUAGUGCAAUGCAACACCAGUCCGUUCCAGUGCAGACACUGUCUUUCUUUAUGAUAAUCAUAUAAACUGCUGCUAUUACUAGAGAGCUCAACAUCUUUAUAUCAUAGCAAAUAUUUAUUCCAGCAGCUGGAAUGGUUUGAUGUGAUGAAGUGCAUCACAAGCAGGUUAAAGUGGAGAUUUUGACUGAUUAAUGUUUGUACUUGUGAUUGUGAGCUUGAGUUAUGCUCAAUGUUGUGCCUAUGCAAUCUGUGAUAAGUGUGAAGCAAUAGAUGAUUCUAGUGCCGCAUGUUUUACAUCUCCAGUAUUUAACACUCUGGAAAAUAUCACUAUUGAGCUAUAGUGAAUAUCAAUGUGAGAGUCUAGUCUAAAGAAAACCGAUGCAUUAACGUAAAUAAAGCUUAUUGUGUAAUUGUUAUAUGUAUA